UUCGUGGCUGGGCAAACGACCGCGCCGGCUCGUUUCUGUCUCGUGUCGACCCGGAUAGAAUACCGAAUGGGAUGAAAGAGGAGGGCCUCGUCUUAAUCAGCAGCCACAUGUAAUUAACCCCGACACUCGGGAUAUUUUUCGAUUCCGUCCCCGUUCGCACGUCGGCCACGCCCUACACCACAGACCGUCCACUAAUCGCGUGCCGUCCCAACGCCUCGCUGGCUUCCCCAUCCCCGACCGUCGUCCCCAAGACCGGCGCCGCCGCGAGGUCCCGUUAUGGAUCUGCUUCGGCGCGCCUACCGGCGCAUACCGGCCACCAUGGGCACUCCCCAUCUGCCCACCACGGGCGAAAAGCGGCCCCAGCUCAAUAGGCUGACCUCGCGACUGGCCUUUUUCCGACGGCCCCUCAGAUUAAAAGGCAACUCUAGCAUAUCCGUCCCGCUGGGCGUGGUGGUCAUGUUCCCAUGCAUUGUCGUCGUCCUCAUUCUAGUCUUGUUUGUUCGGCACCCCCGUUCUCCCGGACGGAUAUUAAUGCCCGCCGGCGCACCCCCGGCUAUUCGAAAAAUCAGCGAAGAACAUGACAAGGUCUUCGUCACGGGAUGUCUCGAGCCUGACACCUCGACGGAGCGCGUUAACGGUGCAUUCGUCGUCCUCGCUCGGAACAAGGAGUUGGAGGGUGUCAUUCAGUCUGUCAAGUCCAUUGAGCGACACUUCAACCGAUGGUACCACUACCCCUACGUCUUCUUAAACGAUGGGGACUUCAAUCAGACCUUCAAGGAUACUGUCCGCAACUACACGUCUGCCCCGGUCGAGUUUGGCAAGGUCGGCCCCGAUAUGUGGGGUUACCCUGACUGGAUCGAUCCCAAGGUCGCGAAGGAGGGUAUUGCCAAGCAGGGAGAUGCUGCUGUCAUGUACGGCGGUUUGGAGAGCUACCACGCCAUGUGCAGAUUCUACUCCGGCUUCUUCUACGAGCACCCCCUCCUAGCCAAGUACGAGUGGUACUGGCGCCUGGAGCCCGAGAUCAAGUACUUCUGCGACAUCACUUACGACCCCUUCCGGAGAAUGAUCGAGAACAAUAAGACUUACGGCUUCACAAUUGCGGUCAAAGAACUGCGUGAAACGGUCCCCAACAUCUUCCGCUACGCUUCGGCUUACAAGCGGAUAAACAAUAUUACGUCCCAGGGUCUCUGGGAGAUGUUCGUCGAGCCUAAGCCCGAGAAGCCGGCGCCUCCGGAGAACGAUCCGGACUACAAGCCGCCGUUGCCGGAAGAGAUCCUGCGUACCGACCCUGGACGCAUGAAUCUGCCCGAGAUCGACCCCGAGGCCAUGGCGGGCGAAAGUUAUAACAUGUGCCACUUCUGGUCCAAUUUCGAGAUCGCAAAACUCAGCUGGUUCCGCAGCAAGGAGUACAAGGCAUUUUUCGAGAUGAUGGACCGCAGUGGGGGCUUCUGGAUGGAACGGUGGGGUGAUGCUCCUAUUCAUUCCCUCGCCGCCGGCAUUCUCUUGGCCCCCCGCGAUAUCCACUACUUCCGUGACUUUGGAUAUCGGCAUACUACUAUCCAGCACUGCCCGGCGAAUGCUCCGGCCCGCCAGCUGCCGCGCGAACCUUUCCUCGAGAAGACGACGCUCGACGAGAGGAAGCGAAUCGAGGAAGACGAGUACUGGGACCAAUGGGACCCCGAAAAGGAGAACGGCGUCGGCUGCCGUUGCCGCUGCGACACCGACAUUGUGGACGUCGAAGGCAAGGAAGGUUCGUGCCUGGCCGAAUGGGUGGACGUGGCCGGCGGCUGGGCUAGCCCGUAAUUAUUGGCGAGGAGGACGAGGGGGCCCCUUAGCAACGUCAGCAGCAGAACUCAUGGUUAGGAUACUACCUUUGUGUCCUCUACGGCGCCUCUUUUUUUUCUUUCUUGCUGAGGCGCCGCUUAGGAUACACUAGGUACGGAAAUGAUGGGACGAAAUUUUUGUACAUGGAUUGGAUCUGCUACUCUUCCUCGCUUUACUCCGACUAGCCGGCGUUCAUAAAUGAUGCAGUCAAAUUAAUUGUUUCGGGGUAAGGGGCGAAGGGGGUAGAUUCGGCUUGUAUGUGCGCGUGUGUGUAUAUGUGUGUGGAGUAUUGCA
Durotheca rogersii is the source of this 2118-nucleotide messenger RNA. Its product is annotated as glycosyltransferase family 15 protein. The record is from RefSeq and is a predicted model, not a curated record. NCBI's taxonomy places the organism in Eukaryota, Fungi, Ascomycota, Sordariomycetes, Xylariales, Xylariaceae. Gene Ontology annotation, biological process: protein N-linked glycosylation; cell wall mannoprotein biosynthetic process. Gene Ontology annotation, cellular component: membrane; Golgi apparatus. Bases 277 to 1803 code for a protein of 508 amino acids. The transcript has 5 exons. Gene Ontology annotation, molecular function: alpha-1,2-mannosyltransferase activity.